Cavia porcellus (domestic guinea pig) is the source of this 2460-nucleotide messenger RNA. It is a transcript of the gene Pcdhb1, whose product is annotated as protocadherin beta 1. The record is from RefSeq and is a predicted model, not a curated record. Bases 1 to 2460 code for a protein of 819 amino acids. Gene Ontology annotation, molecular function: calcium ion binding. Gene Ontology annotation, cellular component: plasma membrane. The transcript has a single exon. Lineage: Eukaryota; Metazoa; Chordata; Mammalia; Rodentia; Caviidae. Gene Ontology annotation, biological process: homophilic cell-cell adhesion.
AUGGCGGGUGCACACAGGAGAACUUUGCAAAGCAGGCGAGUGGGGUCUCUUCUCAUUUUUAUGUGCGUAUCUGUGGGGAGUACAGCAACCAUCCGCUAUUCGGUGGCGGAGGAGAUGGAAAGCGGAUCUUUUGUGGCCAAUGUGGCUAAGGAUUUAGGACUGGAGGUAGGGAAACUGUCUGCGCGCGGGGCGCGACUGGUCCCCCAGGGCAACAAGCUGCACUUUCGGCUCCACGGCAAGACGGGAGAUUUGUUCGUGAAGGAGAAACUGGAUCGGGAGUCUCUUUGUGGCAAAGCCGACCCGUGCGUUUUGCACUUUGAAAUUGUCCUAGUGGAGCCUCUGCAGUCUUUCCGUGCAGAGGUCAGGGUGUUUGAUAUCAAUGACAACGCACCCAUUUUUCUAAACAAGGAGCCUCUGUUAAAGAUUCCAGAAAGCACCCCCUUGGGUUCACGUUUUCCUCUGCAGAGCGCCCAGGAUCUGGACGUGGGCCUCAAUGGUCUCCAGAACUACACCUUGAGCCCCAACCCUUAUUUCCACCUGCACACUCGCUUCCGCAGCCACGGGCCCAAGUAUGCUGAGCUAGUGCUGGAUAAACCGCUGGAUAGAGAGGAGCAGCCUGAAAUCAACUUGACAAUUACAGCGGUAGAUGGCGGAUCCCCGCCCAAAUCUGGCAACGCCCAUAUCCGCGUGUUGGUUCUGGACGUCAACGACCACGUGCCCCAGUUCUCGCGACUGGUGUACCGCGCUCAGGUACCAGAGAACAGUGCCAACGGUUCUUUCGUGGUCAUGGUGACUGCCAAGGACCUAGAUGAGGGCUCCAACAAGGAGAUAACUUACUCUUUAGCUCAAAACCCAGAAACAAUUCUCCAGACGUUUCAGAUUGACUCUCAAACUGGAGAGGUUCGACUCCGAGGGCCCCUAGAUUUUGAAGCUAUAGAAACGUAUGACAUUGAUGUUCAAGCUACAGAUGGAGGAGGGCUCUCUGCACACAGCAAAGUCUUGGUGGAUGUCAUCGAUGUAAAUGACAAUCCCCCUGAAGUGAUGAUUUCUUCUGUGUCCAGCCCUCUCCCUGAGGACUCACUACCACAAACUGUAGUGGCUCUCUUCACGAUCCGAGACCGGGACAUUCGAGUGGGAGGAAAAAUCACCUGCUUCCUCAAAGAAGAAGACUUUCCUUUUAUAGUCAAACCUACAUUACGAAAUUCUUACUCUCUGGUCACUGAUAGAAGCUUGGAUCGGGAAGAUGUCUCAGGCUACAAUAUCACCCUUGUUGCCAUGGAUACUGGACCACCCAGUCUGUCCACAGAAACUGUGAUAGAAGUGCUAAUAUCUGACAUUAAUGACAAUCCUCCAGUGUUUCAGGAAGAUUCCUACAUCUUAACUGUUCGAGAAAACAACAGCCCUGCAAUUUUUAUUGGUAAAGUCCAUGCUGAUGAUUCAGAUUUGGGUGAGAAUGCCCAAGUAACAUAUUCCCUGCUGCCUCCCAAAAGUGGAGAUCUAUCAGUCUUUGCUUACAUCUCCAUAAAUUCAGACAAUGGGAAGCUCUAUGCACUGAGAACCUUGGAUUACGAGGCGAUUCAAAAUUUUCAGUUUGUAGUAAAGGCAACUGAUGGGGGAUUUCUGUCACUGAGUAGCCAAGUUACUGUCAGAGUGGUUGUACUGGAUGAAAAUGACAAUCGUCCAAUGAUUCUGUAUCCACUGCAGAAUGGUACUUUGCCCUGUAAUGACCUGGUGCCCAGGUCUGCUGAGGCAGGCUAUCUAGUGACCAAAGUGGUGGCUGUUGAUGGUGACUCAGGUCAGAAUUCUUGGCUGUCAUACCAUCUAUUUAAGGCUACUGACCUUGGGUUAUUUUCUGUUCAGCGACAAAAUGGGGAAAUCCAUACAGUGAGGCAGAUAACUGAAAGAGAUCCUGUGAUGCAGAAACUUACCAUUCUGGUUCAGGAUCAUGGCCAACCAGCUCUCUCCACUACUGCCUCACUCAACAUCCUGCUGGUAGAUGGCUUUUCAGAGCCCUACCUGCAGUUCCGGGAUCCAUCCAGACAUUCUCAGAAGGUAAAUCCAUCCACCAAAUAUUUGGUCAUUUCUCUGGCUGUGCUUUCCUUUCUUUUUCUACUCUCUGUCACAAUGAUUUUCAUUGUGCACAUCUACCAGAAGAUUAAACAGAGAGAAAAGUUCACAAUUCAAGAACAUUUCUAUGAUGACUGUAAUUUCCCUAAUAAUCUGGUACAAGGUGGAGGCCAUGGAUCUUUAUCACAGCCUUGUGCAUAUGACAUGUGCUCAGCCACUGGCACUGGAAACAGUGAGUUCCGAUUUCUUAAACGCUUUAUGCCCAAUUUCCCUUUCUCCCAUGUCACUGGAGAGGUAAAAACAGAGGAUGGCUCCUCUUUACCUUCAGAUUCUAAUAGGAAUAGAUCUCGGGGGUCAGAGGGCCAUUCUCAGUUAUCUAAUAACUAUAUGUAG